Messenger RNA from Cuscuta campestris, 1422 nucleotides. The record is from the annotation of a GenBank genome assembly. Lineage: Eukaryota; Viridiplantae; Streptophyta; Magnoliopsida; Solanales; Convolvulaceae.
CGGAAUUUGUAAGAUUUGUAAGAAUUGAUCGCUCUAGCAGCGGAGGCUCAAUCCAACAUGGGUAGUAGGAAAAGCCUAAGCGAAGCGAGAGUGGACUUUUACUAGAGAGAGUUUCAGAAAAAUCGUCGUGGCAGUGACGAGAGUGUCCCUGCUAGCGCCACGCACACCGAGUUUGCAGGCAGCAUGACAGUAGGAUGUCCGACCGGUGCGGAUGUGAAGACACCCGUGUUCGGUCCAAGUGAGGGAAUGACCGGUAUGGCCGAAGCCAUGUUCGGUCCGAGUGGGGUGACCAUUGCGGCCGUAGCCGCGGUUGGUCCAAUAACCGAGGUAACCGGAGCAGACCCCAUAGUCGCGCUCGAUCCAACGAAGGUGGUGAUCGGAGUGGACCCCAUGGCCGCACUCGUCUUGUACCCAAAGUACUUGAAGUCCCGGAAAAAGAUAAUGGACUCGUCUUGUACCCGAAGUACUUGAAGUCCUAGUUAAACAAAGAGCUAGUAAAAGAAAAGUUGAUUUUCUUGAUACUACAGUUUUAUACAAUAAUAUGUUUAUAUUAUCAAAGUAAAGAGUUUUGAGAAAAGUAUAUGUCUACGCUAUUAUAUUUCGUACCUAUUGUUAUAAUUGGUACCACUCAGCUUUUGCUGAUCGGGUUGGCUCCAUUUUUUUAGGUACACAAACAGAAUAGUGACCGAAUCGGAGGACAAUGAUAAGGCGAUGGAAGGAUGGACGAGAUGACAUAAAGAAAGAUAAUAACAAUAAAGAUGUUAUUUUGAAAUAUAUAUUUUGUACGAAUAUGUUAAGCUUCCGCAUGUAUAAUAGUUACUCUGAUAUUAUCAAUAAAUAAAUAAGUUUUGUUUAAUGCUCCAUUUUCCGAUUCAAAAAGUUAGAUCCGUUAACACCGCGAGUCGGAUAUUCGAAUAAAUUCGGGGCUAUAUAUAUACAUGUGCAUAAAAUAACUUAGAACCGCACAUUACUCCGUAAAUGAUAAAAACUAACAAGUACUUGUAGGAGCUUUAAACUAAGUCUAGGGUAAGAACUACCAUAGUCCAUAGCUAUUAAGCUUGAACAACAUCAAAUUAACGGAGAAGAAGUUCGCUAGAGUCCGUCAACGUACCACGAACUAUUGUCCAUCGGGGUCUUUCCUCCAUUGAACCAAGGUACACAAACAGAAUAGUGACCGAAUCGGAGGACAAUGAUAAGGCGAUGGAAGGAUAGACGAGAUGACAUAAAGAAAGAUAAUAACAAUAAAGAUGUUAUUUUGAAAUAUAUAUUUUGUACGAAUAUGUUAAGCUUCCGCAUGUAUAAUAGUUACUCUGAUAUUAUCAAUAAAUAAAUAAGUUUUGUUUAAUGCUCCAUUUUCCGAUUCAAAAAGUUAGAUCCGUUAACACCGCGAGUCGGAUAUUCGAAUAAAUUCGGGUAUCCGGG